Phascolarctos cinereus (koala) is the source of this 948-nucleotide messenger RNA. RefSeq names its product olfactory receptor 1f45. The record is from RefSeq and is a predicted model, not a curated record. Lineage: Eukaryota; Metazoa; Chordata; Mammalia; Diprotodontia; Phascolarctidae. Gene Ontology annotation, molecular function: olfactory receptor activity; G protein-coupled receptor activity. Gene Ontology annotation, cellular component: membrane. Gene Ontology annotation, biological process: G protein-coupled receptor signaling pathway.
AUGGAAGAAGGAAAUCAUUCUAGAAUCUCUGAGUUCAUCCUUCUGGGCCUUUCAGACCAGCCAGAGCAGGAGAGGAUUCUGUUCCUGGUAUUCCUGUUCAUGUACCUGAUCACAGGGCUAGGGAACCUGCUCAUCAUACUGGCCAUCAGAACUGACUCUCAUCUCCACACUCCCAUGUACUUCUUCCUUAGCAACUUGUCCCUGGUUGACAUCUGCUUCACAUCCACCACUGUACCCAAAAUGCUGGCAAAUCAUGUAUCCGGGAAUAAGAUGAUUCCAUACUCUGGGUGCCUGACACAAGUGUUCUUCUUCAUCUGGUUCGCAGGGAUCGACAGUUUCCUCCUCACUGCCAUGGCUUAUGACCGCUAUGUGGCUAUCUGUGCCCCACUCCACUACAGCACAGUCAUGACUCUGAGGGUCUGUGUCCUUCUGCUCAUGGUAUCCUGGUUCUCAGCCUUCAUUAAUGCUCUAACCCACGCCGCCUUGCUGACCCCACUCUCAUUCUGUGGCCACAAUGAAAUCCCUCAUUUCUUCUGUGACCUCAGUCCCUUGCUGAAGUUGGCUUGCUCAGACACCUUCAUCAAUGACCUGAUGGUCUACACAGUGGGAGCACUGCCAAUCAUCACCCCAUUCAUUGGCAUCCUGAUCUCCUAUACUCGCAUUUUCAUGGCCGUGCUGAGGGUCCCAUCUGCGGGUGGAAAGUGGAAAGCUUUCUCUACCUGCGGUUCCCACCUUGCCGUGGUUUCUCUGUUCUACGGAACACUCAUUGGAGUGUACUUCAGCCCCACAUCCACCCGCACAGCCCAAGAGGACACAGUAGCAGCCAUGAUGUACACUGUGGUCACUCCUAUGCUGAACCCUUUCAUCUACAGCCUAAGGAACAAGGACAUGAAAGGAGCCCUGAAGAUUCUCCUCAUCAGGAAACCAGGGCUUCCUCUACGACUAUGA